Messenger RNA from Pelmatolapia mariae (spotted tilapia), 1135 nucleotides. RefSeq names its product TCF3 (E2A) fusion partner (gene tfpt). The record is from RefSeq and is a predicted model, not a curated record. Gene Ontology annotation, cellular component: Ino80 complex. Gene Ontology annotation, biological process: apoptotic signaling pathway; apoptotic process; positive regulation of apoptotic process. The transcript is spliced from 7 exons. The coding region runs from base 192 to 791 and encodes 199 amino acids. Lineage: Eukaryota; Metazoa; Chordata; Actinopteri; Cichliformes; Cichlidae. Gene Ontology annotation, molecular function: DNA binding.
AGAGAGGGAAACAGAGGAUCCCUGGAAGCUUCAGGAUUGAUUUAAGUCAGCUAUCAUGCUAUUAAACGGCCUUAGCUAAAGCUAAACAGAGAAAACGACACUGUACGCAGCUUGUGCUCAGGUUGAUGAUGACACUGGUCGAAGUGUCGCUUUAAACACACGUUAAAAACAUCGUUUCGGGACUAACAAAUAUGAUGGAGGAUUUCUCUGGCUUGGCUCUACCUCCUCUGUUCGGAGGUCACAUCCUGGAAGCAGAACUGGAGCCUGGUGGUGUGGAGCUGGGACCGGGAGAGGUGGAGCUGGGUCCAGGAGGCACCGAGCUGCUUGAGAGCACAACACAAGAAGAUGAAGAAAAAAGAGCUCUUGACAAAAGGAAAUAUCUGGCUCUGAGCAGGAAAUGUAAAGAAAUUGAACAGGUAAAUCAGAAGAUCCUGGGUCGCCUUCACCAAGUGCAAAGAAUUACUCGACGUCUGAAGAAAGAAAGGAGAUUCCUCAUGAAGACCUUAGAUGCUCACGGGGAUGACUACAGAAACGCUCAGCUCACUAUACUGCUUGAGGAUGAAUCUGGAGCCCAUUUGGAGCCGGCUGCUGCAACGGAGGAUGAAAAACUCAACGGUGUUUCCGGUUCCACUCCAUCUGCAGCAUCACAUCAUGUGGCUGGGACAAAGAAAAAGAGGCAUCGAAUUCCUCGUCAAGAAAAGGAUAAAGAGCCACAGAUCGACCCGGAGAUGUCGGCGUUGGCAGAGACACAGUUUGGAGAAAUGUCCAGCCCGACCUCGCUGUCUCAUUGAUCAAACCGCUGUCCUGGAUAUCACGACGAUGGUGACUAGAAUAAGAACGCCCAGUUUCCAGGACUGUUUAAAACACUGCCUUACUUGAGUCGAUCUUUGUAAUGUUGUGGUUUCACUUGAAUAUUGUGAACAGAUUGAGUUCAUGUAACACGAGAUGUUAUUCACCUUAUAUAUGUGUAUAUUUGUUUUGUAUAUACGAGGUUAUGUUUUUAUAGUUGACAGUUGAUGGCAACAUAUUUAUGACAUAUUAGAUAAAUACGACAGGGUAUUACUAUCAUUACUUGAGUUAUGAUUUUAUCUGAGUAAGCAGAUGGACUCGUCGUCAUAUUAAACUUUUACACUGU